CCUGAACCUCAGUGAUGAGGGAGGAGUCAAAGGUCUCUGGCUUCACGCUCUUGGCUUUAACUUGGACUUGGACGUAAGCCUAUCUCUUCAAGAUCCUCACAGCAGGAGCAGAAGGAGGUCAGAAGCAGAGAGCAUCUCAGACAGCAUCUACACCUUCCCUGAAAAAAAGUAGGAGAAUCAACAUUGCAGGAUCUGAGGGAGCUGGGAGGCACACAGCCAGGGAAAGAGCAGUGUACACAUUGCACAAAGGAAAGUUGCUGGUCUCGAGAAGCAGUUUGAGAGCUUGCGUCAGGCGUUUUAUGAGGAGUGAAGACCUUAGAUCUGAAGAUCUUCUGCUGACAAGAUGAAGUUUCCAAAGUCAAAGGAUGAGGAGCCCAGAGCUCCAGGACAGGUGGCCAUCAGAAAGAAAUCCAGUGUUCCCGGAGUGAUGAUUACUCAGUAUGUGGAGCAAGUUCCUGCAGGAAAGAGCCAUCCAGACUUCACACGAAAACCUAUUGCCCUGACUAUACAGGAAGGAAAGUUUGCUUUUUUUAAAGCCAUCAUCACUGGAGAUCCAAAACCAGAUGUAAAAUGGACUCGAAACAAUGGUGACAUGUCUGAUACAGAAAGGUAUAUCGUUUCGUAUGACCCAGUCCUGGAAGAACAUCAGUUACAGAUGCCGAAUGUCUCUGUAGACCAGGCAGACACUUAUAAGUGUUUUGCUGAGAAUGAAUUUGGACGCGCUGUUGUCACUGCAACACUGAAUGUUAUUGAAAUUGGGUUCAAGAAGAGCAAAGCAUUGCAAGAGGCACGAACAGCUCAACGUGAACAACCACAAGAUUUCAAAAAGUCUCUGAAAACUCGAGCUGAUCGUCCAAAAGAAGAGAGAAAAGAGGGAGAAGUGGAUGAAAGAUUCUGGGAGCUGUUGCUAAGUGCUGAUAAGAAGGAUUAUGAAAAGAUCUGUGCAGAAUAUGGAGUGACAGACUUUCGCUGGAUGCUGAAAAAACUGAACGAGAAGAAAAGAGAAAUAGAAGAGCAGCAGGCACAGUAUGUGGAAUAUCUGGGCAACCUGAGACACAUUGAGAUCAAAAACACUGGAUCUGCACAAUUCGAAUUUGAGAUGGACCUCAAGGAUCCCAACGCCAAAAUAUUUCUUUAUAAGGAUGGUGUAAUGGUCCCGUUUAGCGUGGAUGCAGACGAGAAGCACAGUUUGCGUCAAACGGGCAGAAGGUUCGUCUUCAGUGUAAAUGGUCUGUCUGCAGACGACGCUGGGCUCUACCAAGUAGAUGUAGAAGGAGUCAAUGUCUUCUCUACAGAUUUUAAAAUUCCAAUGGUGGAGUUCUUGGUGAAGCUACAGGAAGUAAAAGCUGUUGAAAGAGAGGAUGCAGUCUUUGAGUGUGUCCUUUCUGCCCCAAUACCAAAGAUCACCUGGAUGGGAAAAAGCACCCCGUUGGUUCAGGGGGAAAAGUAUGACAUUACAGUGUCUGAGGACAUGCUGAUCCACAGACUGGUGGUGAAGGACUGCAUGAAGGUGGAUAACGGCAUAUAUGCUGCUGUGGUUGGAAUCAAGUCCUGCAAUGCCUGGCUGAUAGUAGAAGCUGACAAUGAUCCAAACAACCGUGGAAAGAAAGCAGCACGCAAAACAACCCAGGCAGGAGGGAGUGGCGUCGACGUGGCAAAGAUUGCGGCUGAGCAACAAUCCAAGCUGCAGAAGGCGAGAGAGGAGAGGAUGGAGACCAUUAAACAGGAACAGGCUGAAGAGCCCAUGCCAGUUCCUGCCACAGAGCCUGGGGCUCCAGCUGAGCCCAAACCUAAAGCCAAAGCCAAGCCUAAGGCCCAGCCUAAGCCUAAACCUAAACCUAAGCCCAAGCCUGAAGUAACUGCUGAAGGUGUGGUAGAAGAGCCAGAGCCAGAGGAAGUGGAAGUAGAAGUAGAGGAAGAAGUAGAGGAAGUAGAGGAAGAGGAUGUGGUUGAGGAGCCGGCCAGUGAGGAAGUGGAAGAGACGAAAAAGAGAGUGAGGACAGGGCCGUUGGUGCCUGACACUGUCAUCGACCCAGGAGUUUACUUCACCAGCGGGUUACAAGAUAUCAGAGCCAUUAUGGGUCAGUCAGCUGAGAUGAUGUGCAAGCUAAGUAAAGCCGACUGUGAAGGAGUGUGGUACAAAGACGGACAAGAGAUAACAUCCACAGAUGACCUGAAGAUUAUCAAGGAUGGGGCUGUCCACAAACUGGUGAUUAAUAAUUGUAAGGAAGAAGACAAUGGAAAGUAUCGCUUUGAAGCAGAUGGGCGUAAAUCAGAAGCCAUGCUUACUGUGGAAGAUCCACCAAGGAUGGACCCAGAUGAUCUAGCCAAGUUCUCAGAGCCUGUGAUCAUCAAGGUUGGCCAGAAUGCUUCCUUCAAACUCAGCUUUGUGGGACGAGAACCAAUAAAGGUCCAGUGGUUCAGUGAGGGCGAGGAGCUGCUGAAUGAUACGAACAUCAAGAUUGAGAAGUCCUCCAUCGAAUCCAGCUUACGUCUGACCAAGUGCCAGCGCAAAAACACAGGAGAGAUCAAACUCAAGCUGAAGAAUGAAUUUGGGACUAUUGAAGCUGUUUCCCAACUCAUUGUCUUAGACAAACCUACCAAUCCACUUGGUCCUCUGGAGGUGAUCGAGGCAUCGUCUUCUUGUUUGGAUUUCAAGUGGAGGCCUCCAAAAGAUGAUGGAGGCUCUCCGGUCAUUCACUAUAAUCUUGAGCGGCAACAGAUUGGAAGAAACACUUGGAAGAAGAUUGGAAAUAUUCCUGGUGAGGCUCACUAUAAAGACACAGAUGUGGAUCAUGGAAGGAAGUACUGCUACCGUAUCAGAGCCAUAACUGCAGAAGGAACAAGUGAUGUGUUUGAGACGGAUGAUAUACAAGCUGGCACUAAAGCUUAUCCGGGUCCACCCUCCACACCCAAAGUAGUGAGUGCCUUUAAGGACUGCAUCAAUCUAACAUGGACAGCGCCAACCAACACUGGAGGAACCAACAUUGUGGGCUACAUCCUGGAGAAACGCAAGAGGGGCAGUAACCUGUGGAGCCAAGUAAACCGUCCAGAGGAGCCGAUCAAAGCUAAAGAAUAUGGAGUUAAAGAUGUUGUUGAAGGAAUCGAUUAUGAAUUCCGUGUUGCGGCCAUUAACUUUUCUGGUGCUGGAGAACCAAGUGCACCCUCUGAAUUUGUGACAGCCAGAGAUCCUAAGAAACCCCCUGGUAAAGUAAUUGACCUGAAGAUAGCCGACUCCUCCUACUCUUCCUUGUCUCUGAGUUGGACUAAACCAAAGGAAGAGGAAGGGGUGCAGGAUGAAGCUAAAGGAUAUUUUGUGGAACUAAGGCCAGCGGAGAACACAGAAUGGACUCGCUGCAACUCCAAUGCAAUCAUCACCAACUCCUUCACGGUUCUGGGCCUUAAGUCUAUGGCUAUGUACUGGGUAAGAGUGGUGGCAACAAAUGAAGGAGGAGAUGGUGAACCCCAGAAUCUUGACAAUUAUUUCAUUGCCAUGCCCCCACCAGUAAGGCCCAAUUUCACUGAUCGUAAAAUGAAGAGCUUUCUGGUGGUGAGAGCUGGAAAUUCUGCCCGUGUUACCAUUAAUUUUGAGGCAUCUCCCAUACCAACAAUAAUUUGGCUGAAAGACGGAAUGCCUGUAACAAAACGUGUGACUGUGAGCAACACAGACGGUACGUCUCAGCUCCUGAUCCCAUCAGCAGAGCGUUCAGAUUCAGGAGUCUACACCAUUACAGUCAAGAACAUGGUGGGACAAGAGACCUUCAGCACUGAGAUCAGGAUCACAGAUGAUCCUAAACCUCCGGGUCCAGUUGAACUGGAGGAAAACGUCCCUGGAACACUGACCGUAUCUUGGGUGCCAUCACCUGAUGAGAAAAGAGAUGACCGCUUGCACUAUAUGGUGGCAAAACGUGACUCAGUCAAACAGACUUGGCAAACCGUGGCUGACCGUGUGUUCAACAAUAACUUCACAGCUGUCAACAUCAUGCCAGGCAGACAGUAUGUGUUCCGGGUGUACACCAAGAAUGACAUGGGGCUUUCUGAACCUUCUGAAUCCCCAACAUGGGGGAUUAUGAAGAAAAAAGAAAAGUUCACCAUCAACAUUCCCGAGUCCAAGACCUGCAACUUUGAUUCUGCUCCUACUUUCACGGUCCCACUGAAAACACACGCCAGUCCAGAGAAAUACGAGUGCUACAUGAGCUGUGCUGUGAGAGGAAACCCAACCCCCCGCAUCACCUGGUACCGCAACAACGUCAGCAUCAACGCAAAUAGCAACUAUUUCAUCUCCAACACGUGCGGCGUCUGUUCCUUACUGAUCCUGAGCGUGGGGCCCAAAGACAAUGGAGAGUACAAAAUCGUUGCUGAGAACUCUUUGGGACGUAAUGAGUCCUCUACCCAGCUCACUAUUAGAGAAUAAAAAUAAACAAGAGAACUGAAGAUCAUCUGAACACAUCUAAUCUGCCUACCAUAUCACAUCAUCAACCCAUCAAUUAUCUAUUUGUAUUAUCACUUAAUUCUUGUUCAAAGAUGAAUUUAACGCUUUAAAAUAGCUAAAUGCAUGAAGCUUAAAACAUGAAAUACAUAUUUUUUCUGCUUUUUGUAUAUUUAAAUUAAAUCUACCUGACAUUUAAUGAGCUUUUGAAAUAUAAUAAAACUAAUGAAAUAUUUAACACAAAUAUUUAAUUUAUACAGUGCCUUGCAAAAGUAUUCGGCCCCCUUAAACUUUUCAACCUUUUGUCACAUUUCAGGCUUCAAACGAAGAUAUGAAAUUGUAAUUUUUUUGUGAGGAAUCAACAAUAAGUGGGACACAAUCGUGAAGUGGAAUGAAAUUUCUUGGAUAUUUUAAACAUUUUUUUAUAGAUAUAAAAAACUGAAAAAUUACAAUUUCAUAUCUUGUUUCUAUCAUGUUUGAAGCCUGAAAUGUGGCAAAAGGUUGAAAAGUACAAGGGGGCCGAUUAAUUUUGCAAGGCACUGUACAUUACAUUUUUUGUGUUUUGAACUUGUGAGUUGGUGAAAUUGCUGCUAAAAGUAGAUUUCAAAAUAAUAUAAUAUUACAAAUCAGAUCCAUACCUUUAAUUCUAUCCACUGGAUAUUUUACCUGUUUUUGAAACAAACAGAUUUGAAUUUAUGUAUUCAAAUAUUUUUAAAAUCUGAAAAUGUAUGGAUUUUUUUUCUAAAUCUAAAAAAAUUUUUUAUAUCUAAACUUUUCACAAUAAUCACAAUUUUGCUAAUAGUAUAAAUUCUCCGCCCCACAAGCUCAACACAAAUUCUGCAUUGUUAAACUUCAAAUGUCUGAAUUACACAAAUAAAUAUAUAAAUAUGUUUAUCAAAAAUGUAAUUCUAAUAUACAAUAUGUGUCAGCUUUUAAGCAACAUUAAAUAAAAAAAGACAUAAGUACUCAUUUUUAGAGACAUUUUACAGCAUGAACAGUCAUAUUUAAUAAAGUUAUAAAAAUAGGAAUAUAAGAUGUGUUUAAUACUUUAAAUCAUUAUACUGGUUGCACUUGCUUUAACUACACAUUACACAUACUGUACCACAAACAUCAGCAGCAUUCUUCACAGUUUUAAGACAUAAUUGUUUUAUGGUUUAUUUUAAUUUUCAACUGCAUUAAAACUACUAAAACUAAAAGUCAAAUUUAAUGUUAUAAGUCUGAUUUAGAUUAAUUUAGCCCUUCCACUGAAUAAUGAUAUAUUGACAUUUUCUCCCCCUUUUGGAAAAGUCAGCAAUGCCUUUUUUUUUUUUUAUAUAAAAAAAAAAUGCUUUAUUUAGCUUUAUUUAUGUAUUUCUUAAUUCUUGAAGGCACUUGAAAUAAAAUAGUCUACAACAUCUAAGGAAAAAUGAAAAGUUGAUAUAUUGUUUAUUGUUUUUUUUUUCAUUGGAAGGGCUCAAAUAAUUAUAGGUGAUUUUACAAUAUUUACAAUGUAUUUAUUGUGCUGAAUUUUAUGUAUUGUGGAUUUUACGUAUGUUUAUGUAUCACUUGCCUUUUAGGGUGAAUAAAUGUGGUGAUAAUAGUGAUGGUCACAGCUCACAGCAAUCAUAAUACAUCUAAUAAACCACCUAAUAAAAC
Molecule: messenger RNA, 6064 nt
Organism: Astyanax mexicanus (Mexican tetra)
Lineage: Eukaryota; Metazoa; Chordata; Actinopteri; Characiformes; Acestrorhamphidae
Product: immunoglobulin-like and fibronectin type III domain-containing protein 1
Exons: 25
Coding region: 344-4414 (1356 amino acids)
Molecular function (GO): protein binding
Source: RefSeq, a predicted model, not a curated record